Messenger RNA from Sceloporus undulatus (fence lizard), 5211 nucleotides. It is a transcript of the gene PAQR7, whose product is annotated as progestin and adipoQ receptor family member 7. Gene Ontology annotation, biological process: response to steroid hormone. The record is from RefSeq and is a predicted model, not a curated record. Gene Ontology annotation, cellular component: plasma membrane. Gene Ontology annotation, molecular function: steroid binding; nuclear steroid receptor activity. NCBI's taxonomy places the organism in Eukaryota, Metazoa, Chordata, Lepidosauria, Squamata, Phrynosomatidae. The transcript is spliced from 2 exons. Bases 791 to 1849 code for a protein of 352 amino acids.
CUAACAACAAACAGCACUUGAAGCGGUGUUGAACUGUGUUAUUGCUACAGUGUAGGCGCACCUUGAGAGUUAAGUCUAUGGAAAGCAAUGGUUCAAACUUUCAACAUGUAGUUUGUAAGGAAAAUUUCCAGGGACAAUGAGAGAGGUGUAGAUUUGGAGGAUAUAUAAUUUUGCUGAACACCUCUAUGCUUUUGUUUUGGGUAGGGAGAGGGAAAGCACUGAAGCUUUUUAUUUCUGAUGCUUGUCCCUGAAGAACAAAAAUGGCUUUGGCUGACCUGAAGGUGUGAGAUCCGUCUGUGCCGCUGAAAAGAGUGAAGCAUGAAGGGGAACAUGUAGAACUAAGCAUGUUUCCAUGGAGAGACCCAGAUAAUGUGCCAAGGCUUGCAGGAUCUGAGUGGGAUGUUCAGCCUCCCAGGCAUGUUUAAUUUUGGAGAGGGAGGGGAAAAAAGGUGUCUGUGUAAAUCUCUUAAUAAAAGAGGGUGAAGGAAUAGCAAGUUCACACUUGGAUUCUUUAAGAGUCGGCUUGUGCGGCUCCUGAAGACAAUCCAAGCCCCACCUUUCAUUAUGUAACGCUGGGGAGGGGGUGUUGUUGUUCUGGAUUGGUACUGCUCUGAAGCAGGGGUCUGGGCUCAGCUCAAGCAAAGAGAGCGAAAUUGGACUCAACUGGUUCUUUGCCUUCCUGGGGAUUAAUGCAACCGAUAUUGCAAAUAAAUAUGCAUUUUACCCAAAUCGUGAUGAUCUAGGCAGCUUUUGAGGGUUUUCUGUGACUGUCCGGUGCAGCCUUCCUGUCAUGGCAACGAUUGUGUCAGAAAAGCUUGGCCACCUUUUCCUGAACAUCCAGCACUUAAGGAGGGUCCCUCGGCUCCUGGAAGAGGCGCUUCCCCCUUCUUCUUGCACCGUGGGGGCAUCGGAUGUACCCCGGGUUUUCCAAAAGCCCUACAUCCACGCUGGCUACCGACCCCUCCACCGGACCUGGAAGUAUUACUUCCUGUCACUUUUCCAGCGGCACAAUGAGGCAGUCAACGUCUGGACCCACCUGGUGGCUGCCCUCGUCUUGGCAGUGAGGUUCUGGCAGCUCUCUCAGGCCGUGGAUUUCUUGGGAGACCCUCACACACAGCCUCUUUUUGUCAUUGCAGCCUCUUCCAUCAUCUACUCAACCUUCAGCACUUUGGCACACCUCUUGCAGGCCAAGUCGGAAUUCUGGCACUGUGCUUUUUUCUUCUUGGACUAUGUGGGAGUAGCCACCUACCAGUACAGCAGUGCCUUGGUGCACUACUAUUAUGCCAUUGAGCCUGAGUGGCAUGCACAGAUUGCCAGCUUUUACAUCCCAGGAGCUGUUCUGCUGGCAUGGCUCUCCUGUGCUGGCUCCUGCUAUGCCAAAUACCGGUGCCCACACCUCUCAUCUCUGCUGGGCAGGCUGUGCCAGGAGAUGCCGUCGGCUGUGGCCUACGCUUUGGACAUUAGUCCAGUACUUCACCGCAUUUAUACCUCCUCCUCUUCUGGAGUCACAGACUUGGCUCUUUUGUAUCACAAGUGCCACGUUCUUUUUUUCCUGAUCGGGGCCUUCUUUUUUGCCUAUCCAUACCCUGAAAAAUGGUUUCCAGGGAAAUGCCACUUUGUUGGCCAGGGGCACCAGGUCUUUCAUGUCUUCCUCAUCCUUUGCACACUCACUCAGGUGGAGGCCGUGCUUCUGGAUUACGAGAUGAGGCGACCCAUCUACUCCCAGCUCCAUGGCGGCCUGGCCCCACUCUUUUCUUCCCUGUGCCUUCUGGUGGUACUUUUCUGCAGCCUCACAGCUCUAUACAUGACAGCCAAAGUGAAACGCAAGUUGCUUCAAAAAGAGGAUUGAAAAAGACCAAGACAGGGAGGGGGUGGGACUUGCUGGGAGCCACCUGCGAGUUUCCUUAGUUGCACACUUUGGGUGCGUCAGUGCCACAGCAGUUAAGGAGACGGGCCAUUUUACCUCAGAUGGCUGGCUGUUUUUGUGGGCAUUCUCCCACAGAACGGGCCUGUAGCUAGUUCCCUCCAUGGUGCUUCCUGUGUCUGAGCUGGUUGAGGGGAUGGAUCAAACACUGCCACCAGAGAGUGAGUGGCAGAGAAGGGAGGGAUUCUUUUCUCUGGACAGAGGAGGAACCACCUUUCCAUGAGGGAAACCUGUCUCCAACUUGGGAAAGUUAUUUUUGGACUAUAGCUGGGUGAGGCAUUCUGGGAAUUGUAGCCCAGAAAAAAAAACCUUUCCCAAGCUCUGGGUCUGUUCACUAAGGAGAAUGCAUUGUUCACUCACUGCUCCAUAAUCCCUAAUCCAUGUUCUUUGCUAGUCUUUUAACUCAAAGGUGAGCAGAUGCUAUACAGUCUUGUGGGAUCUACUUAUAUUUCCUUUUAGCUAGUACUAAUGGCAGCUGUUAACUUCCAUGUCUGUGGGGUGGUGACCCUUCCUCAGGAUUUAGCCUGAACUCUAAAGCUUACGGCUUCAAAUCUUAUUUCCUAAAAUAGGCCCAGUAGCUUGGAUAGCCUGCUUAAAAUUCAGACUUAAAUCUGAAGCAGAUCCACUGCCCCACUGACAUGGAAGCCAUCAGGCAUCACUGACUGGAUCUCCAGAGCCUGAUACCACAUUUGUAGAGAAAGGAUUCUGGCCCUGGAAACUGUUGUUGGAUCAUCUGAAUUGAACAAGCUUUCAUAGUCCUUACAUACGCAGUCUGCACCUGAUUAUUCCCCAGGCUGCCUUCUUUUCAGCAAUAUACUUCAGGGUGUAAAAGGGUGUAGGAAGAGUGUUAUUUUAUUGCGGCUGUUAGCAAGAGCAAGCAAGGGUCAAUUGGCCUUGUCCAAUGGGGAGGAGAUGAUCUUCUAUGGCUGGCUUCUAGAAAUCAGAAUAAAGACACAAACACACUGCCAUUAGGCGUUGAAUCAAAAGAUUACUACAACCAGCAUGCCUGUUUUUGGCAGGGAUAUAUUAAGCUGCCUUAACACCAAGGUUGUUUUUCUACGCAGCCUAAGAUGGUCUGCCCUGGAGUUUGGAAAUGCUACUAUCGGUAUUUGGGCUAUGGCUCCUGAAAUCCCCCAAGGAAAAUGUUUUCAGAUUCUGAUCCUGAUUAAUAACGGCUCUCCAGAAUCUCAUGUGUAAGGAAAUCAUUCCCAGUUACCUGAGAUCCUUCAUUUCAGAUCCCUGAAAAACCUGUCCUCUGCCACUGAGCCAUGGUCUCUUAUGCAUCAGAUGUUGCUGCAAACUCUACAGCAGGUCUAAGUAGGGAUGGCUUCUCCCUCUUUCUAAUCUCAGCAACAAGCAAAUCAGAGGUAUACAACCUCUGGAUGUGGAGGUGCCAUUUCCUAUCCUGCCCUGCUUCCCACUUACUCAUUUUAGGUCUCAAUCCUAUUUAAAAUCUUCCUUUGCUCAUGGAUGUCACUGUAGCUUGUGCCAGUGAAGCCCAUGUUAAUUAAUGCACUGUGUGAAAAGAUGCUUACCUAAUAAGUGGGAAUGUUCCUCCAGGGUAUGAUUCCUAUCAACCCUGGCCACAGUCGAUGUCAUUUAGGUGUAGAAAGACUGAACCUCCACAAAUAUUGUUAGAUAUACCUCCCAUUAUCCUUGACAACAGUCUGUGCAGAUAAGACCUAAUCGGUUGAUGAGAUCUGUUACUAUCCCAGCCUUCAGAGGACCAACUAUUCCUCAUUCCUUGUUUAAAGGCAUGCAGUAACACACUCUAAUGCACAUUUACUCUGCAUUCUGUUGUGCUUUCUCUCAAAUUAAUAGGAUUGCAGCUUACAGUGUCUUUGAUGUGUCCUAAUUCUUUCAAGUUGGGUUGCCAUUAAAAUCCUCAAAUAGCAAGAAAUAUUCUUGGGAAUAGUUCCAUCAGAUUUUAACACAAAAGACUGGAGCUAGACUAAGUUACUUUACUUGGGUGCCAGCCCUGUGCACACUACCUGAGGAAUACAUCACAUUGAGAUCAACGGACUUAGCUUCUAAAUAGGCCCCUUGAAUAUUGUGCUGUUAAGAGAUCCAGUGGGACUUGGGUUACUCACAACUGAGGUCUUGCCCUUAUUUCAGUGGAGACCCUGGUGCACAUAAAACAGUUUGGAUCUGAACCACUGACUUGUUCAUUCCUGAGAAGCCUGUGCAUAGACAGAUUGCAGCCAGCUGAUCACCUGGCAGGAUCCCUCCAUAUUUUCAAAAACAGGGCAAUUCUUUGUGGCCUCACAGUCUUCAAAAAUGGCUGUUGGGGCUCAGCACUUAGAAGUAUAUUUGGCCAAAAUUCCUUGAUGGGGUUCCUGUUGAGUUAUGAGUUUCCAUAGAAGGCUGGUGGGAAGAUGUUUAUUGGAAACUGGAUGUUUGUCAAUUCUUUUAAGCCAGAGGCAUGGCAUAAAUCCAUCUGGAUUUGUGUCCUUUGAUUUCAAGCGGGACUGAAAGCCAGAUGGCCCCUUAAUAAACAAGUGGGUUGGAGUCCCCUCUUGGGAUUGCCCUCUGUCAAAUUGCCACCCAGGAUGCACAGAAAUCAAAGCGUUGAUUUAGACUGAAUAGCAGGGAUGAAUAAUCUUAAAUCUUAGAACCAAACCUGGUCUGCAGGGGUUCUUCAGAUGGCCCUAUGAUACCAUCUUUUGGUGGUUUCCCAGCUUAUCUAUAUCAACUCUUACGAUCCCUGGAGAGUGAGUGAAAUGGAGGUGAUAGCUGUUAUAGGCCAACCCAACAGUUUGGAGAAGGCUGGUCUAGAGGCUUGCCCAAGCUUGAUCCUUUUGGAGCAAUGUGGCUUCCUAAUAUACCAGCAAGAAGACUCUGCUCAUGCCACAGCCACUUUGGAUCCAUGCAAUAUUUUGGAAAGGUGAUUUCAUCUGAAAUCUUGAAAUGCCUGUAUCAAUUAUAAGACAAUGUUGAAUUAAAAAAUGAAACCAGUCAUGCCAGAAAGUUGGGCUCAGUGCCUUCUCCCAACUUGCCACUUUUCUACAAGCAGCAGACUUUUUACUCCACUACAGAGCAUUCUAACACACACCCCAUCAGAAUUGCGAGAUGGCCUGGUUUCAGGAUUAUUAUAUCCGAAUGCAUAAAUGUUGGAUUAAGCCCAACUCCUGGGUAUGGUUGAGCAAGUAUAAAGAUCAGUUUCAAAUGUUCUGAAGAGGGAAUGCCUUUGUGUGUGAAGACUUGCAUUAUCCCUCUCUUGCCUGUCUUGUAUUUUAUACAUAUUACUGGGCCUCAAUAAUUUGUUUCUAUAAAAAUACUUUUCAAAA